This is a messenger RNA of Myripristis murdjan (pinecone soldierfish), 2902 nucleotides long. It is a transcript of the gene med25, whose product is annotated as mediator complex subunit 25. Gene Ontology annotation, biological process: positive regulation of transcription by RNA polymerase II. Bases 142 to 2418 code for a protein of 758 amino acids. NCBI's taxonomy places the organism in Eukaryota, Metazoa, Chordata, Actinopteri, Holocentriformes, Holocentridae. The transcript is spliced from 20 exons. The record is from RefSeq and is a predicted model, not a curated record. Gene Ontology annotation, cellular component: mediator complex; transcription regulator complex.
CCGCUCCUGUCAAAAUACAACAGACGGGUUCAGUUAGCGACGCUGUGCGUGUGGAGCUAAUCUUUGGCUACUUUUCCGUUGUAUUUUGGGCUUCACCGAUCACAUUAUUCACCAGGAGGCAGCCGAAUACCACUCAGACCCAUGGUGGUGGGUGCGGCGCUUAUGGAGCCAUCCACCAAGCCUGUGGCCAACCAGGUGGCCGACGUGGUGUUUGUCAUCGAAGGCACAGCAAAUCUUGGACCCUACUUUGACUCUCUUCGAAAAAAUUACAUACUGCCUGCCAUUGAGUAUUUCAAUGGUGGCCCCCCAGCAGAAACAGAUUUUGGUGGCGAUUACGGAGGCACACAGUAUGGCCUGGUGGUGUUCAACACAGUGGACUGUGCGCCCGAAUCGUACGUGCAGUGCCACGCUCCGACCAGCUCCGCCUUCGAGUUUGUCUCUUGGAUCGACAGCAUCCAGUUCAUGGGAGGUGGAGCAGAGAGCUGCAGUCUGAUUGCUGAGGGACUCUCUGUGGCCUUGCAGCUCUUCGACGACUUUAAGAAGAUGAGGGAGCAAAUAGGUCAGACCCACAAGGUGUGUGUGCUGCUGUGCAACUCUCCUCCGUACCUGCUUCCUGCCGUGGAGAGCGUCAGCUACACCGGCUGCACGGCAGACAACUUGGUCAAGAUCAUCAGAGAUAAAGGAAUCCACUUCUCCGUGGUGGCUCCCCGGAAGCUGCCGGCUCUAAGGGCUCUGUAUGAGAGGGCGUCCCCAGUCGGAGGGGCGGGUGAACCCCAUCCGGACUACAGUCAGGACCCCUUCCACAUGGUCCUGGUCAGAGGCAUCGCACUUCCUAUUUCUUCAGGUGGAGGCCCCGGGCCGCUCAAGCCUGUCCUCCCUCCUCAGCCGCUGCCUGUCAGCCAGCCUCUUGGUGUGGCUUCACAGGCCCCCCCACCCAUCAGCACAGCCCACGCUUAUCAGAACCCACCCUCGAUGACUGCUGCUCAGGCGGCGGCACAGAUGGCCGUGGAGGCAGCCAACAACCAGAAGAGUCGAUUCCCAAUGGUCAACCAGGGUCCUCCGUUCAGCGGCCAGCCCUCCCUCCCCUCUGUCGCCGGGGUGAAGCUGGCCCCGUCCGGCCAGCCCAGCUUAUCAACGGUCACCACGACGACGCCUCCCAUGAUGUCACAGCAGCAAGUCCCUCCCAAUCAGCAGCAGCAGCAAGUCCCGCCCCCAGGACAGCCUGCGCCCAAUCAGCAGCAGCAAGCACCACCUCAGCAGCAGGCCACAGCCAAUCAGCAGGCGGCGUCUUCAGCACAGCCUGGCAUGCCCGGUGUCUCUGGUGCUCAGGGCAACGCCAAUCCGAUUGGACAGCCGCAGGGAGUGGCCAAUAAGAUUGUAGCAUGGAGUGGCGUCCUGGAGUGGCAAGAGAAGCCUAAAGCCUCGUCUAUGGAUUCAGCCACCAAACUCACUCGCUCUCUGCCGUGUCAGGUGCAGGUCAACCAAGGAGAGAAUCUAAACACAGACCAGUGGCCACAGAAGCUCAUCAUGCAGCUGAUCCCGCAGCAGCUACUGACAACCUUAGGUCACCUCUUCAGAAACUCCAGAAUGGUUCAGUUUCUCUUCACCAACAAAGACGUGGAGUCGCUGAAAGGCCUGUACCGUAUAAUGGCCAAUGGUUUUGCUGGCUGUGUCCACUUCCCCCACACUACCUCCCCCUGUGAAGUGCGGGUGCUGAUGCUGCUCUACUCGUCCAAGAAGAGGAUAUUUAUGGGCCUCAUCCCCAACGACCAGAGCGGCUUCGUCAACGGCAUCCGGCAGGUCAUCACCAACCACAAGCAGGUCCAGCAGCACCGAGCGCUGGGUGGUACGGGCGGUCCGAUGCAACCCGGUCAAGUCCCACCCAGCCAGAACUUCCUCAACAGGCCCGCCGGCCCCAUCCCCGUCUCCCACGGCAACGUCCAGCAGCAGUCUGUGGUGGUGGGCAUGCCCCCUGUUAGUCAGGUCACUAUGAUGGAGGAGCAGCAGAGACAGAGCAACAUGAUGACGAUGAGGGCAGCCGGCCCGGCCAGCCAGCAGCCGCCGGUCAGCGGCGCUCCGCCCAACCAGGUCGCUCAAGGUGGACAAGCCCCGCCCCAGGGGUCCAUGCUCCGCCUCCCGAACCCAGGAGCCAAUCCGCAGCUUCGCAGUCUCCUCCUCAGUCAACAGCAGCCACAGGGCGGCGUGUCUCACAUGCCGGGCAUGAUGCCUCACCAGGGCUUGGGGCAGCAGUUGGUCCACCCGGCGCCAGGAGGGGGGGCUCAAAUGCAGGGCCAGUGGAGGCAGCCGCUGGCAGGUCAGAUGCUGAUGGCCGCAGGUCAGCGAGGGGCGGUGGCCCAGCCCGGGAUGCCGCAGGUCUCCAGCGUCAUGGAGGACGAAAUCCUCAUGGACCUCAUCUGAUAGUUUUUUUUUGUUUGUUUGUUUUGGACUCAGGAAGAAAACGCAUCCUCCACUGUACAUCGUUUUUAGUUCCACCUUGGCAGCCGUUUCGCCCGGUCUGAGCUCCAGCAUCGGGUCCUGUCGCUUUAUUGGUACAAAUGUUCACCAUAAUUAACGAAGGAAUCGUUACUUUUUUUAUAAUUACUGUCGGACUGAGCCGCUGAAAUAAGGUAGUGGCAGACAAUACGAGCAUUAGUUUUCCAUGUACAUGGUCCAACCAGCAAUCCACACACAGACUACACCGCCGACUGCACACUAAUCCUCCGUGUUACACACUUGACCAGGCGGACUCGGUGGAAACACUCCAGUCCAAACUGCAUCGCUGCGCUCCUGGUGGCUCAAUCCACAACACCUGUUUUGCAUUUUAUUGUUGAAACAUGAAAUAUGACUCUUUUUUUUUUUUUUUCUUUUAAUUGAGAUUUUACUUUUCUCGUCAGUUUCCUUU